Eriocheir sinensis (Chinese mitten crab) is the source of this 1098-nucleotide messenger RNA. RefSeq names its product zinc finger protein 782-like. Bases 22 to 1020 code for a protein of 332 amino acids. The record is from RefSeq and is a predicted model, not a curated record. NCBI's taxonomy places the organism in Eukaryota, Metazoa, Arthropoda, Malacostraca, Decapoda, Varunidae. The transcript is spliced from 2 exons.
CACUCACUGCUGAAGGAAACCAUGAGUGCCCAGAGUGUGGCCAAAGACUCCCUGGGAAGGGUGGCCUCUACAAUUACACCCACACACUCUGAUGGAAAAACUCAUGAAUGCCAAGAGUGUGGCAAAAAGUUCAGUAGAAAAGAGAAACUCAACAAACACACCCUUACACACACUGGUGAAAGACCUCAUGAAUGCCGUGAGUGUGGCAAAAAGUUCAGCCAGAAGAGUAACCUCAACACACACACCCUUACACACACUGGUGAAAGACCUCAUGAAUGCCAAGAGUGUGGCAAAAAGUUCAAAGCAAAAGGCCACCUCAACACACACACCCUUACACACACUAGCGAAAGACCUCAUGAAUGCCAAGAGUGUUUCAAAAAGUUCAGCAGAAAACAGGACCUCAACAUACACACCCUUACACACACUGGUGAAAGACCUCAUGAAUGCCAAGAGUGUGGCAAAAAGUUUAGCCAUAAGAGUACCCUCAACAAACACACCCUCACACACACUGGUGAAAGACCUCAUGAAUGCCAAGAGUGUGGCAAAAAGUUCAGCCAUAAGAGUAUCCUCAACACACACACCUUUACUCACACUGGUGAAAGACCUCAAGAAUGCCGUGAAUGUGGCAAAAAGUUCAGCCGGAAGAGUAUCCUUAACAGACACACUCUUACGCACACUGGUGAAAGACCUCAUGAAUGCCCCGAGUGUGGCAAAAAGUUCAGCGUGAAGAGUAUCCUCAACAAACACACCCUUACGCACACUGGUGAAAGACCUCAUGAAUGCCAAGAGUGUGGCAAAAAGUUCAACCAGAUAAUUACCCUCAAGCAACACAUCCUUACACACACUGGUGAAAGACCUCAUGAAUGCCCAGAGUGUGACAAAAGGUUCAGUACUAAGUCUAAUUUGAACCAGCACAUCUUCCGACACUCUGGCAUGAGAGAGUUGAAGUGUGAUGUUUGUGGGAAACAUUUCAAGGUGAAGAAUGAUAUUGCCAAACACAUGAAGAUCCACUUCCGCUGAGGUGUUGUGUUGUGCUGCUGUGUGUGGUGGUGGAGGGAAGUGUAGCACAGAGAACAACAAAUAAAUAGUACAAUCUUU